This is a messenger RNA of Alternaria conjuncta, 804 nucleotides long. RefSeq lists its product as uncharacterized. Gene Ontology annotation, molecular function: protein binding. The coding region runs from base 1 to 804 and encodes 267 amino acids. NCBI's taxonomy places the organism in Eukaryota, Fungi, Ascomycota, Dothideomycetes, Pleosporales, Pleosporaceae. The record is from RefSeq and is a predicted model, not a curated record. The transcript has 2 exons.
AUGGCAUCUCUCCAAGACAUCCAUAUCGAAACCCUCACUCUGGAGCACAAGGCGCCACGUCUCAUCCUCGACGGCCUCCUAGACCGCAUGUCACCAAUCUGCACUCUCACAGACCCAUUACCCAAAGACCGUGUCUGCGGGUCUCUUGAAAUUUUCCCCACAGAAAUCCUCCUCCAAAUCAUCGAAGAUCUUACCAUCAGAGACACGAUGCGUUUCCGACGCUGCUGCCGCUUCGCCAUGCACCUCGUCGACACCGAGUCGCCGCUACGGCGGCCCGCGAGUAAAGAGUCGGUAGUCCGCUACGUUGGCGACAUAGGACAUGAGAAUCUGAACACGGUGCCCCAUUUCCGGGUUUUACCUGUCACGUUGACGAAUGGGGUAAAUAGAUUCUGGGUCAAGGCAGAGGAGAAAAUGUACGAUUGGGAAUACGUCGAUGAGGUGUGUCCCCAUCAGCCAGAACUUCGCGCUGAUCGAUACGACACAUAUUGGAUCAAUCGUCGCAUCUUCCUUGGCGAAAUGAAGGCACAGCAACGGUUUAGCUACCUAGGUCACCUUACAGAUGUGGAUGUCGUACCGAAGAUGACAGUCAUGGGUAUGUGCUCUGUCUGGGCUCCGGCGAUUGACCCAGUGCCAUUAGCAGUGGAGAAGGAGUUCUACUGCUUGUGUUGCUUAGGCACGGCGAUAAGGCGAGAAGUCUUUACUAGAGAGGAGUUCUUAGUUCAUCUUAGGGAUGUGUGCCGUGUCAGGCCGAAAGGUAUUUGGUAUCGGAACGAUCUUCCUAAGCUGGUUCUUGCAAGCGAUUGA